This is a messenger RNA of Hemiscyllium ocellatum (epaulette shark), 4125 nucleotides long. RefSeq lists its product as uncharacterized. Lineage: Eukaryota; Metazoa; Chordata; Chondrichthyes; Orectolobiformes; Hemiscylliidae. The transcript is spliced from 13 exons. The record is from RefSeq and is a predicted model, not a curated record. The coding region runs from base 1 to 4125 and encodes 1374 amino acids.
AUGUCAGUGACGGAGGGCGAGUCCGUCACCCUGGAGUGUCGCUUCACCCGGAAGGUGGACGACCGCUACCUGGUGUGGGGCUGGGUGCCCCCGGGCAGCGGCAGCAUCCAGCAGCUGCUGUACUGGAGCCCGGGCUCCCACACCCCCACCUACGUCCACGGGAGUCCCGCCCGCCUCAGGCCGGAGAAGGAUUUCGCCCGCAGGACGAUGAGGCUGGCCAUCGCCCGGACCCAGCGCCGGGAUUCCAGCCGUUACUUCUGCCAGCUCUCCGACAGCAUGGCCGACGGGAACGUCACGGACUUCUGCGGCUGCGGGACCACCCUGAGGGUCCAGGAGGAGCCUCCGGCAUCCCCUCCCUCCGUGGAGCUCCACUCUCCGCCUUCCGGACCCACCCGGGCGAUUGGCAAUGCCACCCUGCUCUGUCUGGUCGCUGGGUACUACCCCUCAGGGGUCGACAUCUCCUGGAACCUGGAUGGGGUGGUGGUGAGCUCUGGGGUCAGCCAGAGUCCCGGGUGCCGGGAUGCCAAGGGAAGUUACACGAUGGUGAGCCGUGUGGAGGUGCCCACGCCAGUCUGGAUGGGCGCUCACCGAUACCAGUGCACAGUCCGGCACUCCGCACUCUCCCAGCCCAUUGUCAAGGAACUCCACACACUCGCUUCUGUCUCCCUCCGACGUCCGUCUCUCCGAGUGAUCCGACCAUCUAUCCGGGAGAUGGUGACCAAGCGGACUGCGACUCUGCACUGCAUAGCCACCCUAUUCAUCCCUGAGCCCAUCACCUUGCUCUGGAAGGCUCAGGGACAGGGGAUUCCCAGGUCUUCCCGGAUCCUGGUACCAACUGCCAAUGAGGAUGGUAGCUACAGUGCCCGGAGUGAGUUAACGUUGGCACGGGAGGACUGGGAGGCAGGGACCAGCUACAGCUGUCAGCUUGCAAAUGCACAGUCCGAUCCCAUAAGCACCACUUUUCAAGUGGAGGAUGCCCAGCUUUGGAAGCAGCCCUCUGUCCAGAUGCUGGUGAUGGAGACGGAGGACGAGGACGAGGAGGGAGAGCUCCCUGGCAGCGGGAACACUACGCUGGCCUGCUUCGUGUCUGGCUUCUACCCGGGAGAUGUCUACCUGAGCUGGAGGAGCCAGGGCCGGGAGCUCUCUGAGGGAGUGACUACUUUCCCAGUAACACCAGACCCUCAUGGGACCUUCCACACAGUCAGCCAGCUCUCUGUGCCAUCCCGAGACUGGCACAGUGGGUAUAACUUCACCUGCCUGGUGGGACACCAGGCCCUGGAAGGGCUGAAGGAGACUCAGCUCCGGAAGGAUUCAGCUUCUGUCUCCGUCCGACAUCCAUCUCUCCGAGUGAUCCCUCCAUCUAUCCGGGAGAUGGUGACCAAGCGGACUGCGACUCUGCACUGCGUAGCCACCCUGUUCAUCCCUGAGCCCAUCACCUUGCUCUGGAAGGCUCAGGGACUGGAGGUUCCCGGGUCUUCCCGGAUCCUAGUACCAACUGCCAAUGAGGAUGGUAGCUACAGUGCCCGGAAUGAGUUAACGUUGGCACGGAAGGACUGGGAGGCAGGGACCAGUUACAGCUGUCAGCUUGCAAAUGCACAGUCCGAUCCCAUAAGCACCACUCUUCAUGUGGCAGACGCCCAGCUUUGGAAGCAGCCCUCUGUCCAGAUGCUGGUGAUGGAGACCGAGGACGAGGAGGGAGAGCUCCCUGGCAGCGGGAACACUACGCUGGCCUGCUUCGUGUCUGGCUUCUACCCGGGAGAUGUCUACUUGAGCUGGAGGAGCCAGGGCCGGGAGCUCUCUGAGGGAGUGACUACUUUCCCAGUCACACCAGACCCUCAUGGGACCUUCCACACAGUCAGCCAGCUCUCUGUGCCAUCCCGAGACUGGCUCAGUGGGUAUAACUUCACCUGCCUGGUGGGACACCAGGCCCUGGAAGGGCUGAAGGAGACUCAGCUCCGGAAGGAUUCAGCUUCUGUCUCCGUCCGACAUCCAUCUCUCCGAGUGAUCCCUCCAUCUAUCCGGGAGAUGGUGACCAAGCGGACUGCGACUCUGCACUGCGUAGCCACCCUGUUCAUCCCUGAGCCCAUCACCUUGCUCUGGAAGGCUCAGGGACUGGAGGUUCCCGGGUCUUCCCGGAUCCUGGUACCAACUGCCAAUGAGGAUGGUAGCUACAGUGCCCAGAAUGAGUUAACGUUGGCACGGAAGGACUGGGAGGCAGGGACCAGUUACAGCUGUCAGCUUGCAAAUGCACAGUCCGAUCCCAUAAGCACCACUCUUCAUGUGGCAGACGCCCAGCUUUGGAAGCAGCCCUCUGUCCAGAUGCUGGUGAUGCAGACCGAGGACAAGGAGGGAGAGCUCCCUGGCAGUGGGAACACUACGCUGGCCUGCUUCGUGUCUGGCUUCUACCCGGGAGAUGUCUACUUGAGCUGGAGGAGCCAGGGCCGGGAGCUCUCUGAGGGAGUGACUACUUUCCCAGUCACACCAGACCCUCAUGGGACCUUCCACACAGUCAGCCAGCUCUCUGUGCCAUCCCGAGACUGGCACAGUGGGUAUAACUUCACCUGCCUGGUGGGACACCAGGCCCUGGAAGGGCUGAAGGAGACUCAGCUCCGGAAGGAUUCAGCUUCUGUCUCCGUCCGACAUCCAUCUCUCCGAGUGAUCCCUCCAUCUAUCCGGGAGAUGGUGACCAAGCGGACUGCGACUCUGCACUGCGUAGCCACCCUGUUCAUCCCUGAGCCCAUCACCUUGCUCUGGAAGGCUCAGGGACUGGAGGUUCCCGGGUCUUCCCGGAUCCUGGUACCAACUGCCAAUGAGGAUGGUAGCUACAGUGCCCAGAAUGAGUUAACGUUGGCACGGAAGGACUGGGAGGCAGGGACCAGUUACAGCUGUCAGCUUGCAAAUGCACAGUCCGAUCCCAUAAGCACCACUCUUCAUGUGGCAGACGCCCAGCUUUGGAAGCAGCCCUCUGUCCAGAUGCUGGUGAUGGAGACCGAGGACGAGGAGGGAGAGCUCCCUGGCAGCGGGAACACUACGCUGGCCUGCUUCGUGUCUGGCUUCUACCCGGGAGAUGUCUACGUGAGCUGGAGGAGCCAGGGCCGGGAGCUCUCUGAGGGAGUGACUACUUUCCCAGUCACACCAGACCCUCAUGGGACCUUCCACACAGUCAGCCAGCUCUCUGUGCCAUCCCGAGACUGGCUCAGUGGGUAUAACUUCACCUGCCUGGUGGGACACCAGGCCCUGGAAGGGCUGAAGGAGACUCAGCUCCGGAAGGAUUCAGCUUCUGUCUCCAUCCGACAUCCAUCUCUCCGAGUGAUCCCUCCAUCUAUCCGGGAGAUGGUGACCAAGCGGACUGCGACUCUGCACUGCGUAGCCACCCUGUUCAUCCCUGAGCCCAUCACCUUGCUCUGGAAGGCUCAGGGACUGGAGGUUCCCGGGUCUUCCCGGAUCCUGGUACCAACUGCCAAUGAGGAUGGUAGCUACAGUGCCCAGAAUGAGUUAACGUUGGCACGGAAGGACUGGGAGGCAGGGACCAGUUACAGCUGUCAGCUUGCAAAUGCACAGUCCGAUCCCAUAAGCACCACUCUUCAUGUGGCAGACGCCCAGCUUUGGAAGCAGCCCUCCGUCCAGAUGCUGGUGAUAGAGACUGAAGACGAGGACGAGGAGGGAGAGCUCCCUGGCAGAGGGAGCACUACGCUGGCCUGCUUCGUGUCUGGCUUCUACCCGGGAGAUGUCUACCUGAGCUGGAGUAGCCAGGGCCGGGAGCUCUCUGAGGGAGUGACUACUUUCCCAGUAACACCAGACCCUCAUGGGACCUUCCAGACAGUCAGCCAGCUCUCUGUGCCAUCCCGAGACUGGCACAGUGGGUAUAACUUCACCUGCCUGGUGGGGCACCAGACCCUGGAAGGGCUGAAGGAGACUCAGCUCCGGAAGGAUUCAGGUAUAGUGGCAUCGUGGCCAGAGGCAAAUCCCCAAGGAAGGACAGUGUCAGCGCUGGGUGGAAAUCUUCAGGAAGUCUCCAUGGCUCUGGGGCUCUAUUAUCGUCAGCCUGAUCAUUCUCUGCAUUGCUUUAGCCACUCUCGCCGGUCUGCACUGCGGCAGGAGGGGCUGCAGGAAGAGGAAAGGUAG